AUGACCGGAAUCACCGCUUCAGUCACUGCCAGUCAGCGGGCGACGGCGAAAGCUAUCCCCGUCAGUCCCAUCACUUCAGCUCCCAUCCUAACCCACCAGCGCGACUUGAUCAAAAGGUCCGAUACGGACACAGUCGAGGAUAACACGUGUGGAUGGGUCAAUGGUGAUCUCAACACCCCUCUGGUCUGCGACUACCAAGCCUGCCUUUGGUCUCCUGAACUCCAUGCCGUCGGCUGUUGUGCGGACGCAGCAACGACAGAUUGCGCCUGGGUGACCUCCUGUGUGCCUUAUUCCAUGGUGAAUAAUGGCUGUGAUAUGGCCUGUCAAGGGAACUAUCUCAAUACUGUUUGUGAUGAAGACUAUUCCCUUUGCGCGACGGCGACUUUCGGUGGUCCAGCGGGCUACACGUAUCUCAGCUGCACAGAUACCAUCGGCACAACGGACACGAUGAUGCUCACGUACUAUGGCGGAAACGCGACGAUUGAGAAUCUACCCAGAUACUUCUCCAGUUACUGGUACGGAAGCACUGCUACCCCAACUUCGGACUCGACCUCGACCUCGACCUCGACCUCGACCUCGACCUCCUCCCCGGGCAACGAUGGCGCAGGCGUUGAUGAUACCGUAUCUUGGAUCUCCGCACACAAGGCAAUACUCAUCGGGGCCAUUGCCGGCUUCUGCGGAUUAGUCCUCCUUCUAUUCAUCGGUUGCUGUGUCCUGCGCAGCAAAAGAUCCACCAAACGAGGACGGUACGCACCGGCAAGUCAGCAGAUGCCCCCGCAGGAGGGAUAUGGGAUGCACUACCAGGGAGCAGCGGGAUAUCAGAGACCUCCUUCGUAUCAACCAGAUUAUGGAUAUCGGCAAGAAUAUGGUCAGGUGUACGUCGUCCCGAAUAAGUGA
Molecule: messenger RNA, 897 nt
Organism: Fonsecaea multimorphosa CBS 102226
Lineage: Eukaryota; Fungi; Ascomycota; Eurotiomycetes; Chaetothyriales; Herpotrichiellaceae
Exons: 4
Coding region: 1-897 (298 amino acids)
Source: RefSeq, a predicted model, not a curated record